AUGUUACAGGGAAACCAGACCACUGUAAAGGAGUUCAUCAUUCUCUGUUUCCAAGGGCUUCAACCACAAUACUAUGACCUGGUGGCCACUUUUUUCUUUUUCGUUUAUGUGACCACAGUGGCAGGAAACUCUCUUCUCGUUGGGCUGUUUGCGAUCGAGCGCAGCCUCCACAAACCAAUGUACAUCAUCAUGCUGAGCCUUGCCUUGUCUGACAUUGGUUUCUGCACCGUGGCCCUGCCCAGGGUCAUAGCCAAGUACUGGUUCAAUGCAGGAGCUCUCUCAUUUCUCGGCUGCCUCUUACAGAAGCACCUAAUCCAUUAUUUCGGGACGCUCAACUCCCUGAUCAUGAUGACGAUGUCACUGGAUCGCUACUUGGCCAUCUGCUUCCCUCUGCGCUACCCCAUGCUGAUGACAAACAGAACCAUGGGGGUUUUAAACGUGUUUGCCUGGGCGUCAUCCAUGAUCGCUCCUGGUAUUACCACCAUCCAGUCUUCUGAGUUGCCCUUCUGCGGGCCCAACAAAAUAGCUCACUGUUACUGUGACACGUCGUCGCUGAACCAACAGGCAUGUGCCGACAUCACCAUGCAGAGCUUUGUGUCAUUCUCCUUGGCCAUGUUCGUGCUGCUGCUGCCUUUCUCCUUCAUCAUCUUCUCUUACGUCAACAUAAUUGCCUCAGUGCUCAGGAUAGCGGACACCCAGGGCCGUAAUAAAACCUUCUCCACCUGCGGUACGCAGGUCUGCAUCAUAAGCAUAUAUUACAUACCACGUUUUUCUGUCUACGUAGCUCCCUUCCUACCUAAUGUACAGAUCACUGGUGAUUUACGCACCAGUCUUGUAAUGUUUUACAGCCUUUUUCCCCCCCUUGUGAAUCCACUCAUAUACUGCUUUAGGACCAAGGAAAUAAAGGAGAUUUUACGCAAAUGGAUUUCAAGAAAACAGAAAUACUUAUCAGUUCCUUGUUGA
This is a messenger RNA of Megalops cyprinoides (Indo-Pacific tarpon), 963 nucleotides long. Its product is annotated as olfactory receptor-like protein DTMT. The transcript has 2 exons. NCBI's taxonomy places the organism in Eukaryota, Metazoa, Chordata, Actinopteri, Elopiformes, Megalopidae. Gene Ontology annotation, molecular function: G protein-coupled receptor activity; olfactory receptor activity. Gene Ontology annotation, biological process: G protein-coupled receptor signaling pathway. Bases 1 to 963 code for a protein of 320 amino acids. Gene Ontology annotation, cellular component: membrane. The record is from RefSeq and is a predicted model, not a curated record.